Gossypium arboreum is the source of this 1476-nucleotide messenger RNA. Its product is annotated as gamma-glutamyl peptidase 5-like. The coding region runs from base 243 to 980 and encodes 245 amino acids. Gene Ontology annotation, cellular component: cytosol. The transcript is spliced from 4 exons. The record is from RefSeq and is a predicted model, not a curated record. NCBI's taxonomy places the organism in Eukaryota, Viridiplantae, Streptophyta, Magnoliopsida, Malvales, Malvaceae.
UUAAUUGAGGUGACCUAACCCUCACCAUAAUAAACGCUCAAAAAUCUUCCUAAAACAACACACCAAGAGGGACAGCAAAAUCUCUCUCACUGCAAAUCAUAGAGAGAGAACUUUUUUUUUUUUAUUUCUUUCACUCUUUUUCUCUCUCUAAACAUUCAAGCUUUAGCCUUCAACACAUAUAUAUUUAUAUAGAGAAAGAGAGGGGGAGAUAGUUCUUGUUUUAAGGAUUUGAAAUUAUUAUUAUGGGGGAUGGGAAGAGAUUUGCUGUACUUCUGUGUGCGGAGGAUUCCGAUUAUGUUAAGAAGAGGUACGGAGGAUAUUACGGGGUGUUCGUCGAAAUGCUGGCGGAGGAAGGCGAGGCGUGGGAAGUUUUCAAGGUGGCCAAUGGCGAGUUCCCUGACGAUGAUGAGAUCGCGAACUUUGACGGUUUCGUUAUAACCGGGAGUUGCAAUGAUGCGCAUGGGAACGAUGUUUGGAUCUGCAAAUUGAUUGCUCUUUUGAAAAAAUUGGAUUCACUGAACAAAAAAGUUCUCGGGAUUUGCUUCGGUCAUCAGAUUCUCAGUCGAGCACUGGGAGGAAAAACAGGGCGAGCCAUCUCAGGGUGGGAUAUUGGAGUGACAGCCAUUCAUUUGUCAUCGUCUACAUCAACACUCUUCUCGUCUCUGAAUAUUCCGACCACUCUUUCGGUGAUUGAGUGCCACCAAGAUGAGGUUCGAGAACUUCCACCUGAAGCAGAGGUGAUAGCAUGGUCCGAAAAAACUGGUGUCGAGAUGUUUAGGUAUGGGGAUCAUAUGAUGGGCAUACAAGGCCACCCUGAAUACACCAAAGACAUUCUUAUUCACCUGAUUGACCGUCUGAUGCAGCUCAGCUUUAUCGAAGAUUCAUAUGCUGAUGAGCUGAAAGCAAAUCUGGGGAAAGUUGAGCCUGAUAAGAAUGCAUGGAAGAAAUUGUGCACCAGUUUCCUCAAGGGUAGAUUAUGAUCGAACUUAUGAAAAUUUUCAAAAAAAUGGAUCGUAAAUAGGAACCCAUUUUUGAGAAGUAAGGUUUUUAAGAGUUUAGAUGGAAGUUUAGGGAGGUUGCGAUAGCACAGAUUUAUUAUAUGCUAAGACAACAAAACAAUGAAAUAGCUGUGCGUAGUUUGGAACUUGUGUUCUCCAGAUUUAAUAAAAUUUCCAGGUUUUUUUUUUUUUAACAAUUUCAUUCACAUUUUCAACUGUAAAGUUUAACAAUAUCAAGGUUCAGCCAGUAAAGAUCAAGGUUCAGCCAGUAAAGAUAAAUAUUAUUGAAUCAUUGAAGGGAGUUCAGCUUCAUCAUCAUCAUCAAUAAAAGAGAAACAGAAGUGAAGGGCAAAGACAUUGCAUUGUAGAAGCAACAAAUGAGGCAUAAAUUUAGGCACCCAACAUUGAUCCAGAGUUCUUCCUGCACUCUGACAACAUAUCCAUGUAGAACUGACACUUGCUGAUUUCGUUCCCAUAG